Molecule: messenger RNA, 2535 nt
Organism: Sphaeramia orbicularis (orbiculate cardinalfish)
Lineage: Eukaryota; Metazoa; Chordata; Actinopteri; Kurtiformes; Apogonidae
Gene: arsa
Product: arylsulfatase A
Exons: 8
Coding region: 64-1566 (500 amino acids)
Molecular function (GO): arylsulfatase activity
Source: RefSeq, a predicted model, not a curated record
UUUUGUUUUGGUUCCGUCUCUGCUGUGUUCUUCCUCAUUUCUUCAGUCAAAUGUGAAGCAACAAUGGAUUACAUUCCGCUCAGCUUUGUGAGCAUUUUGUUUUUUUGUGCCUGCUCAGCUUCACCUCCGAACUUUAUUCUGCUUUUCGCGGAUGAUUUGGGCUUCGGGGAUUUAGGAUGUUACGGACACCCGACUUCUCUGACCCCAAACCUGGACCGGCUGGCGGCUGCAGGACUCCGCUUCACAGACUUCUACUGCACCAGCCCUGUGUGUACCCCAUCCAGGGCAUCUUUGCUGACAGGUCGCUAUCAGACCCGCUCAGGCGUCUACCCAGGAGUGCUUUACCCGGGCUCUAUCGGUGGUCUUCCUCUGAAUGAGACCACCAUCGCUGAGGUGUUGAAGCCUCAGGGCUACGCCACGGCUGCUGUGGGGAAGUGGCACCUGGGAGUCGGAGCCAAUGGGACAUACCUACCAACGAGGCAGGGCUUUGAUGAAUACCUCGGGAUCCCCUACUCUCAUGACAUGGGCCCAUGUCGAAACCUGACCUGCUUCCCUCCAGAUGUGAAGUGUUUUGGAUUGUGUGAUGUUGGGACGGUAACGGUCCCGCUCAUGAAAAACGAUGCCAUCAUACAACAACCAGUUAAUUUCCUGGAUUUGGAAAAGGCUUAUAGUGACUUUGCAACCAGUUUUAUUAUUACAUCAGCCACGAAAAAGCAGCCUUUCUUCCUCUACUAUCCAUCACAUCAUACACAUUACCCACAGUACGCUGGUCCUGAAGCAGCCGGGCGGACUUUAAGGGGUCCUUUUGGAGAUUCUCUGUUUGAGUUUGACAACACAAUAGGAAACCUCUUGGAAACCCUGGAGAAGACACAGAUAAUCAACAACACGCUCAUCUUCUUCACUUCUGACAAUGGACCUGAACUAAUGCGAAUGUCCCGAGGAGGCAACGCUGGCCUUCUGAAAUGUGGGAAAGGUACCACAUAUGAAGGGGGCAUGAGAGAGCCGGCCAUUGCCUUUUGGCCAGGAACCAUCCAGCCUGGUGUGACUCAUGAAAUGGCCAGUACUCUGGAUAUCCUGCCCACUUUUGCCAGCUUGGCAGGAGCCAAACUACCCACAGUGAUGCUGGACGGCGUUGAUAUGACAGAAAUUCUCACCAACCAAGGAAAGAGUAAAAGGGAGACUAUGAUGUUCUACCCUACAGAUCCUUCUGAGAUGUAUGGGCUGUUUGCUCUCAGGAUGGGGAAGUAUAAGGCCCACUUCUAUACACGAGGUGCUACCCACAGUGGUACGACUCCAGAUCAAGACUGCCCGGUGUUUGCAGUUCUAAAGGCUCACGACCCUCCUCUUCUUUUUGACCUGGAGGCUGAUCCCUCUGAACACUACCCUCUCACCCUGUUUGGAAGACCUGACCUCCAAGAAGUCGUAGACAAGAUCAUGAAAGAGAAGGAGAAGUUUGAAGCCACCAUGGUGUUUGGCCGGAGUGAGAUAUCAAAAGGAACAGAUCCAAACCUAGAACCAUGCUGUAACCCUCAGUGUAGCCCAAAGCCACGUUGCUGCCAGUGUUAAUAGGCCUGAUUUUUAUUCUUUUCAAAAGAUCAAACUGCAAGGAUGUUUCUGUAAUUGUCUGUUGAUGUACUGUUAAAUGUUUGUAGACAAUUACAAAUAACCUGUUUGCUUUAUGUGGAGAGUGUUGAUUACUUAAUUCUAAGUCAUCAGAAGGGACUGAAUGUUUUCUAAUUAGUUUCUACUUUAAUAUGUUUUAAUAUGUGAUUUGUUAUAUUUAAUUUGUCAUUUUAUUUAAAGUUUCUCUUAAACAAAAAAUAAUAUUUGGGAUACAUGUACUGUAUAGAUUUAUUGGUUAAUGCAGUUGCAAACAAUAAAGACAACAACAAAGUUUCAGACAUCAAGCAUAUAUUUUAUUCAGAAGACCAAACCCAUGACAAGGCAGAGUGAUUUUUUUUUUUUUUGUAAUUUUUUUCUUUGUUUUUCCCUUGAAUUUUACAAGUCCUUGUUUUUAAAGAUACAAGAUAGGAUAUGUUUGUUCUGUCACAUACUGUUUUGCUCUAGGUAUACAGUGAAGAAUUUUGUCAAAAGUUUGGUUUAACUGUUAAUGUAUGUCUCAGCGGCUAUAUGGGACUAGGUUAUCCUCAGAGGAUGUUUUUGUGUAGCUUUGUGCAAAGAAGGAUUUUAACUAGGCUGUAACAAGAUAGAAAAACAUGAUCAGAAGCAAAUAGAUACAGAUCAGAGAUGGGACACACUGUUGGAGCUCAAAGGCGAUUACUAUAAUUGGCAAGACAAUAAUAGUUUUCCAGUGGCAGCUGACUCGGUCACUAUUCAGCUCUAACAGCAGAUUGGUCAGUAGUCUGGUGGGUGUGUCACACAAUAAUGAUGUCACAUUUCACAAAUAUGCCCUAAGUGUUGCUGCUGAAGCCGGUCUGUAGAGGUUUAUGGCAGGACGCCACCUGUGUGACAGAUACCGAGAUAACACCUUGUGAAGAAACAUAAGACACUGAAAUAAAAUUAUUGCAGAUCACA